Molecule: messenger RNA, 7650 nt
Organism: Stegastes partitus (bicolor damselfish)
Lineage: Eukaryota; Metazoa; Chordata; Actinopteri; Pomacentridae
Gene: dennd4c
Product: DENN/MADD domain containing 4C
Exons: 34
Coding region: 288-6068 (1926 amino acids)
Biological process (GO): regulation of Rab protein signal transduction
Cellular component (GO): ESCRT I complex; cytoplasmic vesicle
Molecular function (GO): protein binding
Source: RefSeq, a predicted model, not a curated record
AAAGCUCACCAACAAAACUAUCAGCGCAGACACAAACAUGGCGCCUACCGACAACUUUAGAUGAAAGUGUGGCUGAGAAGUAACCCGCAAAGUUCCGGAGGACUAUUUCGAAGUGGCUUUCUGUUUUAAACCGUUUUCUUGUUGCGCGCUCAGCUGGUUUGUUCCUGUUUUGCACAUUUUUUUUUUUUUUUUAACAAACACGGAAUAUAUUAAAGCGGCGAAACAGCAAGUUGCCUACAUGUCAACAUUGUCCCUCGCUGCAGUGUAAACAGCUGGUACGCCCAGCCAUGAUCGAGGACAAGGGUCACCGUGUGACCGACUACUUUGUGGUGGCCGGGCUGACAGACAAGUCCACGCCCCUCGAGCAGGACCUGUCGGAGACCAAGUCCAGCGGGCCCAAAGCUCCCAUCACCGACCUGGCCGUCAUUAACAGGUCGGCAGGAGAAACGGUGCCCGAGGGCUUCACCUGCAUCGACAGCACCUACAGCGGCCAGCCGGCAAACCUUAAUCACGGCAGUCUUAAGAGCCCCGAGCUGUUCCUGUGCUACAAGAGGGGUCGGGGGAAGCCUCCGCUCAUUGACAUCGGGGUGCUGUACGAGGGUAAGGAGCGUCUGAUCCAGGGCUGCGAGGUCAUCCAGGCCACGCCGUACGGCCGAUGCGCCAAUGUCAACAACAGCUCCGCCACGUCACAGCGCAUCUUCAUCACCUUCCGCCGGGCGCCGCCUGUCCAGCCUCAGAACUCGCUGGCGGUGACGGACAUCUGCGUCAUCGUCACCAGCAAGGGCGAGACGCCACCGCACACCUUCUGCAAGGUGGACAAGAACCUCAACUGUGGCAUGUGGGGCUCCAGUGUGUUCCUGUGCUACAAGAAAUCCGUAUCUUCAGCAAAUUCCAUCAGCUACAAAGCCGGUCUAAUCUUUCGCUACCCAGAAGACGACUACGAGUCUUUUCCUCUGUCCGAGUCCGUUCCUCUCUUCUGUUUGCCGAUGGGUGCCAAGAUCGAGUGCUGGGCGCCGAACACUCGCGACCCUCUGCCCGUCUUCUCCACGUUUGUCUUAACCAUCUCUUCUGGUGAAAAGGUUUAUGGAUCAGCCAUCCAGUUCUACGAGCCAUAUUCAGUGGACCUGCUGAGCGAGAAGCAGAAGAUCCAGCUGGGUCUGCUCACCACGGUGGAGAAGAAGAUGAUCCCCAACCGGCCCGUAAACACCAACAAAUGCAUCUGUCUGCUCUCCCGCUGGCCCUUCUUCGAGUCCUUCCGCAAGUUCCUGAUGUUCCUCUACAAGCUGUCCGUCUCUGGGCCGCACCCGCUGCCCAUCGAAAAGCACAUCUCGCACUUCAUGCACAAUGUGUCGUUUCCUUCCCCUCAGAGACCCAGAAUCUUGGUCCAGCUCUCAGCACAUGACACUUUGAUCCUGUCCCAGCCCGUGUGCACACCUUUACCCCUCAGCGGGGCGGACUACGGCACUCUGCUGAUGAACCUGGGCUCAGAAAACUGCGCCACGCUGCUGCACUUUGUCCUGCUGGAGAGCAAAAUCCUGCUGCACUCGCUCCGGCCCGCCGUGCUCACCGGAGUGGCCGAGGCCGUGGUGGCUAUGAUCUUCCCCUUGCAGUGGCAGUGUCCCUACAUCCCCCUGUGUCCGCUCUCUCUGGCGGGCGUCCUCAACGCGCCGCUUCCAUUCAUAGUGGGGGUGGACUCACGCUACUUUGACCUUUACGACCCCCCGCCAGAUGUAGUCUGCGUGGACCUGGACACCAACACCAUCUACCUGUCUGACGAGAAGAGACACAGCAACUGGAAGAACCUCCCCAAGAAGCCCUGCAAGAGUCUCAUUAACUCGCUAAGCAACUUGCACCACCAGCUGGCCACCGUUUCAGUCCGUCAAACAGCACAGGAGGGUUCGGCGGUGGACAUGACGCCCAUCGAGGCGGACUUCACCUGGCACAAGAAGAAGACGGCUCUGGAGAUGGAAAUCCAGGAGGCCUUCCUUCGCUUCAUGGCCUCCAUCAUAAAGGGCUACCGCUCCUACCUCAAACCCAUCACCCAGGCGCCCUCUGAGAAGGCCACGGCCGCAGACUCCCUCUACGACCUGCAAGGUUUUCUCAAAAGCAGAGACCGAGCCCACCAGAAGUUCUACUCCCAGCUCACCAAGACCCAGAUAUUCAUCCGCUUCAUCGAGGAGUGCACCUUCGUCAGCGACAAGGACACCGGUUUGGCCUUUUUCGACGACUGCGUUGAGAAGCUUUUUCCCUCUGAUAAAAUCACCGACAAGGGCACCAAGGUCGAAGGAGAGUCAUCCGAGGACACGCGACUGCUGGAGCUGGACGAGUCUCAAAAGAGUGAGCACACUGUCUUCGUCAUGCCUCCCGAGCCUCCGCCUAACGACGGGCCCGAGCCGGCUCCUCGAUACACAUAUAAAGGCUUCCCCAGGCUGCAGAUGAGUCUGUUCGACCGUCCCAGAGUGUUGCGUCCAGCGCUUAACAGCAGAGCGACGUGGGACAGUUUGUCCAACAGCCCUGCACUGCUGGCUAAGAGAACAAAGCAGGAGAUCAAGCUGGCGUACAAGAUGGCGAAGCGUUUCUACUCCAACCCGCCGCUGUGGGCCCGCUGCCUGUUCAGCCACUGCUACAGCAUGUGGUUCAUCUGCCUGCCGGCAGCGGUGCGGCUCGCCAAGUCGAAGAGCCGCGCCAUGCAGCAGGCGUACAACGUCCUGUUAAAGAUGAGGACCACCGAGGUGGAGGUGCUGGAUGAGGUGUGUUACAGAGUGGUGAUGCAGCUCUGUGGUGUGUGGGGUCUUCCUGUCAUGGCCGUGCGAGUCCUGGUUGAGAUGAAGAAAGCUGGAGUCCAUCCCAACGCCAUCACAUACGGAUACUACAACAAGGCCGUCCUAGAAAGCCCGUGGCCCAGCCGAAACCGUAGCGGCCUCUUUAUGUGGACCAAGUUGCGAAAUGUGCUUCGUGGUGUGACCCAGUUCAAACAGGCCUUAAACCGCACAUCCUCCAAGACGGGAUCCACACUAACCACCACAGCUGCAUCAGUCGGAGGGUCAGCAGUCACUGAUUCUGACCGUUUGAGUCACGGAAGUGCCGACAGCUCGAGUGAGGUCAACGGGGAGGAAAACGAUGUGUUUGCUCAGAGCCACGACAAGGGAGACGCAGCAGGCAGCCACUGUAGCACAGGGAGACAGUCUGAUCAAGGCUACGGCUCUAAAGACGAGUUACACCAGGAGCUGGCAGAAGCUUCACACACAGCUGUUCCUUCAGCUGACGAGAGGAACAACCCCAAAGGCCAGCAUAAUGGCGGUGACAUUGCUGGCUCAGUGGACAGUGCAGUGGCAGUGGCAGAACCUCCCAGUCCAGUCGAUGUGCCCUCACCAGUCCCCAGUAUUGUCAAACUGUCCACAGGGAGCUUCGACGCUGGCAGGGAAACAGGUACGGGGAAGCUGUUCAGGAGACACAGCAGCAAGACUGAUCAUGUGUCUCCACCUGAUGAAGAUGCCUCCCGUCAAUCAGAGGGUGUAGCUAAACCGUCUCAGCAGCAGCGGCAGAAGUCCUUUUCUGAGCGCAGCUGCAGCUUCAGCGCUGAGACUCGCGCUGGGAUGCGUUUGGAGAGAGACGUGGACCACAUGGCCAGCCAGAUGGGCGCCGACGCUCGGAUCCUGGCUGCAGCGCUCUCCGGAGGCCAGAGUCCUCCUCCAAACAGUGUGUCCAAAGCUCUGUUUAAAGACCUGGAGGAAGAGCCUGAGGAUGAUCAGGGCUUGACUCUUCGGACGCUGGAAGACAGCCGAGGAGCGCCGGAGGAAAGGAAGGGAGAUGAUAAGGAGGUGAAGGGGACCGAGGUGGACGGGGAGAAUCGACAGAGGAAGCUCACCGAAACACAGGAUGACGAGUCCGGAGCGCGAGGAGCGACCUUGGAGAGGGCAGACGUCGAGGCAGGCGCUGAUCCACUUUCCCUCCUGGUGUCGGAGAGCGAGGAGUCGGCCUCCGUCACCAGCCAGGAGCUGCCGCGGCCCGUCCCAGCUGUGGUGUCCCGGAACCUGGCUGAGGAGAUCGAAAUGUACAUGAGCCUGAGGAGCCCGCUGGGCGCCAAGUCCUCCAGCAUGGAGCUCCAGCAGUCCCAGGGAGACUCCACUGACGCCCCCCAGCCCAAACAGCCCAUAGAGCGGAGGUCCAGCCUCCCGGUGCCUCCUGUCAAAACGCCGACCGGCUCACCAGGCGACACCCCCAAACGCAGCCCCAGCACCGUCACUCGAUCCAAGACGUUUGCAGCAAAGACAAAGACACCUGGAAGCGCCGCAGCGAGUCCAGGGCCCAGGUCGGCCUCGCUGACGGCGCUGGUCAAGUCCUCGCAGGGAGGCUCACUGGGCUCCGUCAUCAACUCCAUCUCAGGCAUCAAGAUGGACACCCUGUUGUCGGGGCCUAAAAUCGAUGUGCUCAAGUCGAGCAUGAAGCAGGCGGCAAAUGUAGCCAGCAAGAUGUGGGGGGCCGUGGCAUCAGCCUACAACUACUCAGAUGACGAGGAUGAACAAGCGCAGGCCGGUGGCGGCUUCCCAUCCCAUCUGGAUGAAAACAUGCUGUCUGCACACGACUUGGAUGAGAGUCCAGAGAGAAGAACCAUCCCCGGGUUGGUGGCCAACGGUCUGAACCAGAGCUGCACCAGUCUGGGCAGCAGCAGUGGCAGCAGUGACAUCGGCCGAGGGACCCACCAGACACAUCCAACUCCAGGGCGAGCAGGCAGGGGUCCAGACUCUGAGCAGAGCUCCUCGCAUCACGCGUCCUCCUCCAGCAUCUACCAGAACUGUGCACUGGAGGUGCUGAUGUCCAGCUGCUCCCAGUGCCGCUCCUGUGAAGCUCUGGUGUACGACGAGGAGAUCAUGGCAGGCUGGACAGCCGACGACUCCAACCUCAACACCAACUGUCCUUUCUGUCGCACAGCCUUCCUGCCCUUACUGCACAUCGAGUUUCAUGACUUGCGCACGAUGACCGGGUUCUUUAUGAACCCCAGUGCCUCAGGAGACAGCAUCCACAGCACCAGUACUCAGCCCACAGCGAGCAGCUCAGCGGACAUUAAAACACCAGACCUGAUCAGUUUUCCUGAGGAGGAACCGAGGGAGACUCUGGAUAAUCGUACUGCGACACACAAGAGUCUGAUUCCAGAGCCGGUGCAGUCGGACCCCCUGGGUCUCCUGGAGCACCAGGCAGCAGGGAAGCAGCAGAGGUGUAGUGGGACUUCACUGACUCGCAGCAACAGCGUUGGAGGACCGCUGCAGAGCCUGGACUACUCCCAGAGACCUGGACACGGUGUCUCCACCACCAGCCUGCCCUGCAGCCUGCAGGAGGUGUCGGAUGGCAUGGGAGCAAAACGACCAAAUCCCAAGCCGGUGUCAGUACCGUACCUCAGCCCGUUGGUCCUGCGCAAGGAGCUGGAGACGCUGCUGGAGAAUGAGGGCGAUCAGGUGAUCUACACCCACAAGUUCCUGAGCCAGCACCCCAUCAUAUUCUGGAAUCUGGUUUGGUAUUUCCGCCGCCUGGACCUGCCGACUCACCUGCCUGGACUCAUCCUUACAUCUGAGCACUGCAACAAUGGAGUGCAGCUGCCCCUGACGUCGCUGUCGCAGGACAGCAAGCAGGUUUACGUACAGCUGCUGUGGGACAACGUCAACCUGCACCAGGAGCCCGGAGACCCGCUUUACCAGCUCUGGAGGACCUUUAUGGAGAAAAAGGGGACUCUGGCUCCGACGGACCACCAGGAGGUCCGAACCCUCCUCAACACGAUUGUUCGCAACAUCCAGACCAACGACGUCUACGGUCCCAUCAACCUGCUGAUCCGAGAGAUCAAGCGGCGUCCAGACGGGGUCAAACGACAGAGGAGCAUCUAUAGAGAAAUCCUGUUUCUUUCGCUGGUGGCCUUGGGACGGGAGAACAUAGACGUAGAGGCCUUCGACAGGGAGUACCGCCUGGCCUACGACGAGCUGAGCGCCGAGCAGCUCAAGUCUUUGCACCGCAUCGACCGGCCGCUGAGCCCGAGCGUCCAGUGGUGCCUUAAAUGCUUCGGAGCCCCUUUCAUCUGAACGCAAAGCCUGACCAGAGACGGCAUCGUUUAGAGUUUAAACACCUCCAACCGCCCAAACAUGGUACUACUUCUUCUUCCUCUUUGCCUCGGAAGAUGCCCGUUGUCUGCUUCUCUUCUUUAUUUUUCUACUACCUUUAAACGCUUCUGAGAGGUUUCCCAAGCAGCUGCCUACAGGUGGGACUGGUUUUGUGAACUGCUUGGACUCUUUGGGGACGAGUUGAGCUGACUUUCCUUACAGAUGGUCUAUAGAGCGAUAAAUCACUGUACAGAAUGUAUUGACUGCCCUCGUGUGAGUGUGUGUAGAAGCAGACUGUUUCUUGCUUUUGCUUAGAGAUCAGUUGUUUGAACAGUGUACAGACUCUUUGUGCACUUUCCAAAAAACAAAAACAACAGCAACUUGAGUCCACCUGUCUUUUUGUACAUAUUUUUUCACUUUUGGGGGAAUUCUAAAAACCAGGGUUGCCUCUUUUUUUUUUUUUUUUUUUCCUCCAGGCGACACGUCUCGAUGAAUUGUCCGAUUCUUAACGAAUGUUCAGGUUGUUUAAAUGUACAGGCUCUCCGUCUGCGGCAGCACACGUGCAGACGGGGAGCGGACCGGCGGACAAUCACUAAUUAUCAGUCACUAACGAUGAUUCACAACAUUCCAGACGCUCUGCUCUCACAGCGGGCCUCACACCAACGCCGACACUCAGCCGAUUUUUAGAAGCAGGUAUCGUCAAACGGCAAAGAUUAAAAAAGGUGUGCCACACUACUGAUUCCCACACAUGAAAACCAGACACACCGAUGCAGUCCAGCUUGUGUUUUUAAUAUCCGCGUUGUUUUAACAGUCUCGUGCUGUUGUCAUUCAGCGAAGAUGCCUUAUUGUUAUGAUGAGCUGGAGCUGUAAUUCACACGUGCUUAGAAUGAACCGCUAAGGCGUUUUACAGUAGAUGUAUUACUUGCUGACCGGAUCGUGGUUCACACAGUAGCUUUGAUUAAUAACGCAAAAGGGCUUCUUCAGGACUGCCGACACUGUGUCGAGAAAGACAGACUUUGACGUGACAUUCCACUUAAAUGCGGAAAAAAAAAAAACAGCUCGACGAAUCGCUGGGAAACGGGUUUCGAUGGGUUUGUUUGGGAGAGUGACUUGUACAGAUGAGAUGAUGUAAAAUAUUCCGUUUGCACUGCAUAGAUUGACCUUAAACCAGGGUGAGAAUAAGAUUAAAAAGAAAAAAAAAAAAGAUAGAAUAUUAACAACACACACCAGGUUUGUCCUCCAAAACAACAAAGAAAUUCUCAAUUAUUUAUUUUUGUAUUAUUGAUAUUUGGAUUGCAGUCAAUGUGCUAAUCUAGGAUUUUUAUGACUAACACCUCCCCUUCCUUUCCCUUUUAAUCUGUCUGAAGGGAUUCCACCCUGUACUGACUUUGUAAAUUUGAUCUCCUUAUGGCAGAGGAUGUACAGAAAAGACUUUUUUUUUUUUUAAUAAAAAAAAAAAGAAAAAUAGUAGAAUAAAUGAUCUCUUUACCGUCCUGUGGAAAGGAAAUGAAUGUCUACACUUAAGUGCGCUGCAAUAAAUGAGUUUGUGAAUUGAUUAAAAACG